Molecule: messenger RNA, 2468 nt
Organism: Actinia tenebrosa (Australian red waratah sea anemone)
Lineage: Eukaryota; Metazoa; Cnidaria; Anthozoa; Actiniaria; Actiniidae
Biological process (GO): anatomical structure morphogenesis; cell differentiation; regulation of transcription by RNA polymerase II
Molecular function (GO): DNA-binding transcription factor activity, RNA polymerase II-specific; RNA polymerase II cis-regulatory region sequence-specific DNA binding
Source: RefSeq, a predicted model, not a curated record
UACAACUUCAAGCCAUUUAGUCAGACACAGUGCUGUGGUCAGGGGUGGAAUGUCAGCUUCAGAAAUGGCCAUGUACCCUUACCAAACAAAUACUCCAAGCGCAAGCAACACCAUGAUAUCACCAGUGUACGCGAACCAAAGCUACGCGGACUUCUACCGUCAAGGCUCGUCUCCGUAUCCAUCCGUUCAUUUUCCAGUGUACGGACAUGCUGGGCAGUAUGAACCGAGGCAUGGCCCAGAUAGAUUUUAUGGGCCUCCUAUUCCACGAUCUCAACACCCCGCUAGACAAGACAUGGUCAAACCUCCAUACAGCUAUAUUGCUCUUAUUGCUAUGGCUAUCCAAAGUGCACCCGAAAAGAGAGUCACACUCAGUGGGAUUUAUCAGUUUAUUAUGGACCGAUUCCCUUAUUACAGGAACAAUAAACAAGGCUGGCAGAACUCAAUUAGGCAUAAUCUUUCUCUUAACGAGUGUUUUGUGAAAGUUCCCCGCGAUGACAAGAAACCGGGCAAAGGUAGUUACUGGAUGUUGGAUCCUGACAGCUUAAACAUGUUCGAGAAUGGCAGCUAUCUUAGGAGGCGAAAACGCUUUCGAAAGAAAGAUGUAGUCAAGAGUGAAGAGGGUGAUAGUUCUGAGGAGAAGAACGAGAACGGUGAGGAAAACACCUCAGCUGAAACAACCAAUACAAGCAAUGACAACGCACAUAAAUCCACUUCCGUUAGUAAGAAUGGAAGUCAAAAGCAGCAAUCAACUGAUCAACAAACAAAGGAAGAAAACUCUCCAGACCGCGAGAGCAGUCCAUCACCCGACAGAGAGAUGGUGGUUGUAAAUAUCCCGCGAGGAAAGCGAGAGUCUCCGCAGACCGUCGUCAAAAGAGAACCGUACAUGAUGGACGACGACAAUCGAUCUACGCCUCCAUCUUUCCCUACCGCACCUCCUCGCCAGUGCUUUGAAGAUCAGACCUCGUACGGUUAUAAUGGGUAUUGUACGUAUUCUCAGGCCCAACAAAACUACUCUCCAUCGACGUAUGCGUGUGGUUCGUAUUCAAACAGUCCUCCAAACGGUGCAGAGAGACCUGCCUUGAGCCAGUUUGUCAACGACUCUCACGCGGAACCCGGUGUUCAGACACGCUAUUCUCCACAUCUAAGUCAUUACAAUCAAACGAAUCCUCACGCAGCUCUAGAAGAACCUCUCCACCGUCAGCAGCAUACACCGUACACGUCCUACGAGACUACAAGAAGUGGCUGGUAUAGUCAUCACCAGUACGGCUCGAGUCCCGCCAUAGCUACUGAAGUUUCUCCAGUGGUACCCUCCCCGCACAGCCAAACACAGCACAGCCAAACAGCUGCAAGCCAUCCAUCGUUCCCCAACGUGAGAGAGAUGUUCGAGUCCCAGAGACUGAUCGUGUCCAAUGGAUCUGUUACUGGAUGUAAUGUUCAGCCUUCACAAGGUCAGUUUGGAGCUGGAAGUGCCACUUAUAAUAGUACUAGCAACUCGGGCUCUCUUUAUUGACCUUGAAAUUACUAGUAUAUUCUGAAUGAAGCGAACUAUCAAUGCAUUUUAUUUAGGUCUGUUUGCAUCCUCUAGAACGUUGAACUUGUUUUCAGGCACUUACAGGAAAAAAUAUGAGUUGUAAAUUUUCAUUUCUUGUAUUCAAGUGUUACAUAGACGAUUUUUGAAGCUCGUAAUUUGUACGUGGAAAUCUUGAAGAGCCCAAUUGAAAAAAUUAAUUGAAUUGAUUGUCUGGUCGAGAGAGAAGAUAAGUGAUACUUUUCUCGCCAAGAGAGUUAGAUGAAUAUUUUUAGUGAUAAUUUAGCUACGAAUAAUCCAUUGAUUUGAAUUUCGUACUCGUUUAUUUAGAAAGUUUUUCUCUAAAUUCCAAAGCGAAAUUUUUCAUUCAAAGACAUGUACUCAAAAGGCCACGGUUCUUCUCGUAUCCUGCUAACAAACACAGCACGAUUGCUAGUAAUGUUGUCAUAUUCUUAACCACAACAAGCAAGCACUGUAAGACGAUAAAUGCAACUCGUAUGUACAGUUUGCGAGCUGAUCAGGGUAAUUAUAUAAAAUAUAAAGCCAUCAAAAUUUUGUGGGCAAUAAUUCUUAAUCAAAUGUUGUAGUUCAGUAAUGAUGCGUUCGCUUCCUACCAAUAACCUUCAGCUAUAUAAUCUUAUUACGCGCGUCUUUGUAAAUUACCCUUAACCGUAUGUAAACUUGAGAUCCAGUCAAACUUGUAUAUUAUCAAUUAUCMUAUUUUCUUUACGGUAGAUUAUUGUUGUAACUUGUUUAUAGUCGUUUGUUCAAUUUUGUUACGCUGUAUAUUUGUUGCUUUAAGUAUAUUUAGGAGAUCAACUGGCUAGUGUAUCGAAGAGAACUGUUACUACUGACCCUCUGUGUUUGUACCAUGUACAGAUCAUGGAGUAGAAAGCUGUUCGUACAUGUCGGUCAAUAAAGCUUAAAAGAGUAUCAACUG